AUGAGGCAGCCUGGGCCGACAGUCACCAACAUUGAAUCGAACAGAGCGUACCAUACAAAUCCGGACAUGGGAACAGCCUGGCGCAUCAACAUGACUGUUGGUAGUAUCCUCAAACCAACACACCCUUUGAUGACGGAUGGCCGACUCGGCGAAAUUGUCCAAGUCAUCAUCGACAAAGUUGCCAAAGCUGCCAAACCAACACGCAGACAAAUUGCAAGAGUCUGGUUGUCAAUUUCAUGCGGCAAGUACCGCAAACGGGAGGGUGCGGCUAAAACGAUGAUCAAAAGUAACGAGUCAAAUAACAUCCGACACCGACAGUUCAAUCCCUUUGACAGGCAUCAUUGCUCGGAAGAAAUAUGCGCUGCAAUUAAUUGA
Pochonia chlamydosporia 170 is the source of this 375-nucleotide messenger RNA. RefSeq lists its product as hypothetical. The record is from RefSeq and is a predicted model, not a curated record. The transcript has 2 exons. NCBI's taxonomy places the organism in Eukaryota, Fungi, Ascomycota, Sordariomycetes, Hypocreales, Clavicipitaceae. The coding region runs from base 1 to 375 and encodes 124 amino acids.